GAAACAGUUAACACCGAGAGCGGAAGGAUACAUGUACGAGCCACAGGUAAGCUUUCCAGUGGAGGCCACGUAUGGCUGACGCCAAGAGCCAUUGAGGAUAUCGUGGACGUACCGGUACUUGCCUAAUACUGUCAGCCACCAAGUGACUUGAAUGGGGAUGAGAUAGCAGCAAGAUGAACUACUAAAAGGAACAACCUUGAAUAAAGUUAAUUUUGCCGCACAUCGGAGAUGGUGCGUUUAAUUUGAGACGGUAUGAUCGCUGGAAGCGGUGAUGAGGAAAUCCCGUCGGACGAGGAAAGGAGUUUAAAUUGCAAAUGCUGCGCCGCCGGAUCGACGAUUGUCGUUUCCACGUGGCAUCGGACGCGUUCUCCGCCGAAAUGUAAUUUUAGCGAAUAGAUCCAUCGUCGAAGGGGGGUCGUGUGAAAGACCUCGCGUCUAUAUCCAGUUCUUCAAGAUCAUGGACGUUAAUUAAUCGAGCAUUUAUUCGCCGAAUCAAGAUUACAGUGACUUUGAAUAACUCAUUGUCAGUCGUUAUAAACAAUUCGUAAAAGGACAUAAAUUAUACGUAAUCGACAUCUUCUUUUUCCUCGACUAAGAUGGGAAGAUUCACUGCGAACAGUGAAGUGAAAAAUAAUUUACCAGAGACGAUCAAACGUUUUGAAGAAACAUUUUCAGAAGAUAGCGUUACUACGAUCAGCUAAGUGAUUGUUAUGAAAAAUUGUUUUGGAAACUGAAUCAGUGUACGAUGAAAAAAUGACGAUAACGAAAAACGUAGACAAUGGUUUUUCUUAAAACAAUUGUUGUGUAUACGUAGUGACCGCGAUACUCGAGAUACUUGGUAAGCACAAGACAAUCAACCAUGUCGAUCUUACAUCUUUCAAACUUGCAUGGAUGGAGGAUGAAAUAGCUUGGAACUUUCUUCACCUUUAAACGAUCACAGUAAAGCAUUGAAACUAGUGUAUACGAGACAUUCAACGCGAAGAAGAUAGUCUUUCGGUCAGCUUCAGAGAAGUACACACAAGAUUCGUAAAACUAUAAAGAAGGAUCUCAGAGGCAUAAGAGCUAAACACGGACGUCGACGUAACUUAUGAUGGGCUGCAGACCGGCAGCAAAGUCGAAGGUGGCGGAAGGGUGCGGUCGCGGGCAGCUCCAGGCAGCUUCCUCGUCGCCGAGGUGUAACGAGGUGAUCAUCGAGCUUCCCAGCGAGACGACGAUCGUUCAGAAGCGAGAGGAUCGGGGUUCGAGCGCGGCCGCCGGGACGGAGGAGGAAGAGGAAGAGGAAGAACUGGCCAAAGAACGAGGUUCGUCGUGUUGGUCGUCGAGAUUCGAGCUGUCGUUCUCCGUGAACGAGUCGAGUUUCAGCAGAUAGCUGCCAAGUGAGAAUGCAGAGGCUGCGUUCGACCUUCAAGAGGUCGCGCACCCCGACGGGAGCGGAAAUGAAGUCGCAGUCGAGUCUCGAAGUACCGAAGCAAGUCAGGUCGGCCUCCUUCGACGAGAUCCAAUUGGAAGCUAAACGACAGGACGAUGCGAGGGACGGCAGAUCGACCAGGACCACGUCCUCCUCGUCGUCCUCGUGUUCACCAGCGAGGUCCCAAGAUUCGUCGCGUGGAAGACGAUCCGCGACGCUCAGGGUACCGCAACUGCACAGCGGCCAAAGGUCCAAGAGUUUCGACGUGGCUGAACGGAGCUAUGGAUCUUCCUCCAGUCAACAAUCUCUUGGCAGCGUUCGACGUCCGGAGACACCGACGAUUCAGAUCUCUGGAUGUUACCACUGUAUCUGCGUGGAAGAGUAUAAAAAUCUUUAUCUUAGUAGAGACGAGGAUGAUCCCUCGUCGAGAGAAGAUCUCGAUGAUGAAGCAGAUAUAGUAGACGACACUUCGGAGGACGAAGACUCUGAAUUAGUGGAUAAGGGCGAAGCUAGUCCAGAAAUUAGAGUCACGUUAACGACGUUUACCGAGAAAGAGCCAGGUGUUGCCGAUGUGGUGUCCGAAACGACGGUGCCACCCUCUACCGUGGUCCCUGAGGUCGUUCCUAAGGUGGUGCAAGAUGAAAUGUCCGAUAUCAGCGAGGUCAGAGGCGGUCUAUUUCCGGGCAGGGAACGUAGGAGGUCGAUCUCCUCUCCGAAACUUGCUCGACAAGAAGCUCUAACGUCGUACCCGCUAGAGCUUCCGACGGUGGUUAGCUCGACCGAGGACGAGGAAGAAUCGACCCACGAUCUUAGCUCGAGCAAGUGCAAGUUCGUCGUCAGAGAUAUCUUUUUGACCGUUCCGGAGUUGAAAAGGGAUCGCGCCGCAUCCGUGGACUCCUGCUUCAAUAACAAGAAUGGACAUGGCGAGGAUGCCGAUACGUUGACCGUUCCUCAGCAAAAUAUACGGUCGAAGAGCGUCGAUAUCGUUCUGCCUACCGAGGCGCAGACGAGGUACACGGCUCUGCUGCCUGACACCGAGGCUCGACCUCCAAGAGGAGGGAGAGAAGAGGGUGGAACGAGUGGCGGUCACCGUGAACCCCGAUCAACGCCCGAUUGGGGUCCCGGUGCACUUAAUGGAGAACAUCUUUGGGUACCGACGUCAGCUUCCGGUGACUUCUGUUACGUCAAUGACUGUUCGAAACACGGGCCCCGGAUGAAAUGCGCAGCCUGCAGAGUGGUAGCCCACGCUGUGUGCGCGGUGAGUUUGAACUUCGCUUGUAAAUCUAGCUUCCGGGAUGUCGGGGUCCGCCAGUAUCGGGAACAGACUAACACUCACCAUCACUGGGUACACCGACGAUCACAGAAGGGGAAAUGCGCAAAUUGCGGCAAGUCGUUCCAAUCGAAGCUGAGCUUCACCUCGAAGGAGAUUGUCGCGGUGAGCUGCAGCUGGUGCAAGCUGGCCUAUCACAACAAAGAAGCGUGCUUCAACGUUCAGAAGAUCGGAGAAAACUGCGAGUUAGGUAUUCACGCGUCUAUCGUAGUGCCACCAUCCUGGAUCGUGAAGCUUCCCAGGAAAGGCAGUUUCAAGAGUAGCUUGAGAAAAUCGCCGAGAAAGAAGAAAUCUGGAAGCGGUGCUGGCACUGUGUCUAACAGAAAGAAAUCGAAAGAAAAGGAUAAGGAUAAAGAACAGGAUAAGGAUCAGGGGAUGUUGUGGGUGGUGAAACCUAUACCUACGCCAUCUGUGAAACCGGUGCUGGUUUUCAUUAACCCAAAAUCGGGCGGCAAUCAGGGAGCCAAGCUUUUACAGAAGUUCCAGUGGCUGUUAAAUCCGAGGCAAGUCUUCGAUCUGACUCAGGGUGGACCCAAGAUGGGGUUGGAAUUAUUCAAGACAGUUCCUAAUCUACGAGUUCUGGCGUGUGGCGGCGACGGUACGGUCGGUUGGGUAUUAUCGAUCCUGGAUCAGAUCGGCGCAUCUCCUCCACCAGCGGUGGGCGUGCUUCCUCUGGGAACCGGAAACGAUCUGGCCAGGGCAUUAGGAUGGGGCGGCGGUUACACUGACGAGCCAAUUGGGAAGAUUUUGACGAAUAUCGGAGAGAGCGACACGACGUUGUUGGAUAGAUGGCAACUGGUAGUGGAGAGAAAUCCUGAUGCGCAAGGCGACGAUGAUAAUGGCAAAGGCAAAGAGAAUCUACCUCUGAACGUCGUUAAUAAUUACUUCUCUCUUGGUGUGGAUGCGCACAUUGCCCUUGAAUUUCACGAAGCUCGAGAGGCGCAUCCAGAAAGAUUUAACUCGCGGCUACGAAACAAAAUGUUUUAUGGUCAAAUGGGUGGUAAGGAUCUCGUGCGACGAAAAUGGAAGGAUCUCUCAGAAUUCGUGACGUUGGACUGCGACGGCCAGGAUAUGACACCGAAAUUGAAGGAGCAUCGAGUUCACGCUAUAGUCUUCUUGAACAUCGCCUCGUACGGCGGCGGAACGCACCCUUGGGGUGCUGCGAGUGGAACCAAAGAACCAUCGACGGACGAUGGAAUGAUCGAGGUUGUUGGUUUAACGACGUACCAGCUUCCGCUUCUUCAAGCAGGUGGACACGGCACCUGCAUUGCUCAAUGUAGCACAGCUAAGCUGGUUACUACAAGGACCAUUCCAAUGCAGGUCGAUGGCGAGGCUUGUCGACUGCUGCCAUCCAUUAUAAACCUAAAACUGCUAAACAAAGCGACAAUGCUAGCGAAACGAAGGAACGCGAGCAAACCUCAGCAAGACGUCAAACUGGAGAGGUUAAAACUGCCGGUGAUGAAGAUCAAGAUGUUAGAUUACGAGAGGUAUCAUCACGAUAAAGAUAUGUUGAAGAAGGCCGCGACCACAUGGAUCGCAGAUCCACUUGAUCUCGACGCUACCACCGACCUAGAAUCACUGAGGAAGAUCCUGGCAAAAGACCAUAACAUGGACACUUGUUGCUUCCUCGACUCGUGUACCGCGGAACGAUUCUUUAGGAUUGAUAGAGCUCAAGAGCAACUCCAUUACGUGACUGAUGUAGCUGUCGAAGCGGUGUACGUCCUCGAGGAGAGUACCUCCAAUCAGUCGAACGAGGCUGAUGGGACGAAGAUGUCUACGAGCCAAGAAUCGGCAGCCGCUCAUCCGUCGCCAAGCGAAGAACGACCAAAGACAAAUGCAGCCAUGACAAACGAGAAGCGUAAAGAAGAGCCAAAGGCGCAGCCAGUUUCGGAACCACAGAAUGCAACGCCUGAAACUGCAGCGUCUGAAACUACAGCGCCUGAAAUUGCAGCGCCUGAAGCUGCAGCGUCUGAAUCACAACCUGAAUCUUCAGCGCCUGAAUUACCACCUGAAACUGCAGCGCCUGAAUCACCACAUGAAACACCACUUGAAACGAAGACACAGGACAAGGAUCAGGAUACUGCGAAAUCUCAUGAAUCGAUGAGUAAAGAUGCGCCUCAGGAUGAAUCUCCAAAUGUGAAGAAGGAGGAAAAAAUAUCUGGAGACGCGAACAAGCAAAGCAGUUCCUCAAAAUCAAUCUCUGCCACGGUUGUCUCACAGUCACAAAAUCAAACACCACCUACCUUCAUUAGUCCACGAGAUAGACUUUUUGGCUUGAGUUCUGAGGUUCACACGUUUCACACGAGAUUACUUGAGAAAGCCAGCGAUGGUAUUUUGAAAGCAGCGAAAAUCGGCGAUCUACAGGCUUUGAAAGAAUUUCACGAGAAAGGAUACUCUCUUCUAUCCAUUGACUCCACUGGACAAACUGCUCUUCACCUAGCGUCGAGAUAUGGUCACAAGGAUAUUGUCAGAUAUCUGAUCGCUUGCGCACCAUCGAGUAUUCUCAAUAUGAUCGACAACGACAAAGGUCAAACCGCUCUGCACAAAGCGGCUCAAUAUAAACGUCGUUCCAUUUGCUGCAUGUUAGUGGCUGGCGGUGCUACUUUAAUCAUCAAGGAUCGACACGGCAACACACCUCGCGAUCUAGCCCUGCAAGCGGAGGACCGUGACCUCGCGGCGUAUUUAUGCAGUCAAGAGCAGUUCCAGCUGACAACAGAAGAAAUGGAGAACGCGCUCUGACCUCCGGCCGUAAUUGGUAGAGCCUGAGCUGAUCCUGAGUAAAAUUCUAUCUUCGAUGGAACAACCAGAGGGAGAUCCAGGCGACGAUCGUCAUCGACAUCGGUCAUCAACGAUACACGUUCGUUUUCCCUCUCUCUCUCUCUCUUUCUCUCUCUUUCUCUCUCUCUAUCUAUCUCUCUCUCUCUUUUUGUUUGCGUAAGUCGCAUGUGAUAAAUCGAUAUUUAUUCCAUCGACAGAUUAGCGAUGUCGACGCGUAAUUUACCAAGGUGCUCUCCAACCUUUCUCGUCGGAGCCUCGAGAUCCCUUUCUACGAACGUGUAAAUUAAUUACAUUCUGCAUAGGUGAACAAUACAUAGAUACAUACGUGUUACAUAUGUACGUGCGUACAUGUGUUGUAUAAAGAUUAGGAAACUUUUUCGAUCGAUUACGAGCCUCUACAUGCAUACACGUAUAUAUUUUUAAAAUCGUACUCUCGUAUAGCUAAGAGAGGAAGCGUAUAAUAAUUUGCGUACGCAUAUUUCUUCUCGACUUAUCAACGACGAAAACGCGCGAACAGAUUGUCCGUAAAUUUUUUCGAAGAUAGUCGCACGAAUGUCGAGGAAUAAUACACGCGUGUGUAGAAGAUUCAAGUGUAAUUAGGAAACUUUUUGCUCAUUCGCGACGUCGCUGUUGCGUGUAACGUAUCGGCGAGUUUUAAGGGUGUGGAACUUGACGGGGUACGACCCGAGAAAGAAACCGAAUUAAUGAGAGGCUAGGAUCAAAGGAAUAUGAUAAUUGGAAACAUUAAAUCGAGUAGCUGAUGUAUUAUAAAGACUAAUCUUCACCGUAUUCGUUUGUAUGAUUUUUUAUUUUAUAUUUUUCUACGUUCCAUUUUCUAGGUAUUACGAGUUGACGAAGUAUAAAUAAACUAUCUUUAUCAAUUUAGCUCUGUCGUUCUACGUAGACGCGAUUUUUACAAUUUUUCGCCUCCGCGUUUUAGUAGCGAACGCUGUCGCCUUCUUUCAAACGCGGAGGACGCGUAGUUUCUAGGGAUUAGCGUUCACAGAGUUGGACAGAAUUUUUCGUUCCAAUUGAAAUUAGAAUUAUUCGUUCCAUCAUCGUGAUCGUUAGGAUCGUUGAUCCACCGUAGAAUUCUCUUUGUUGUCCGUUGAAAUUUUUCAGAAUUGCUCCCAUAAAUUUUUCUUUCUGUUAUUACUCGAUCGAUCAUUCGAGCUGUACGAGUCUACAUUCGAAGAAACGUUUUUGAUAAUCGUGAUCGACAAGCGAAAUAUUUAUCGUGACGGUUAUUUGUUGAAUUUCGUCAAGAAGGAAAGAAGUUCUAUCCGACUCUGCUGGUAUACAAACGUUUACUUAAACUAUCUUGUUAAAUUGUUCUCUUCGCUUGUUCUAGGAUACCUCGUCGCAUCGGGUAUACAUAUCUUUUUCUAUUUAAAGAAAUAAAUCCCGCGUUAAUGUAUAUAUAUAUAUAUAUAUACAUACAUAUAUUUUCUACGUAUGUUAAAAUACUGAUAUAAUAUUUAUUGUUCUUAAGAUACAGAGGUUUCUUCACGAUGCUGUUUUUUCUUGUCAUGUGAACAUUUGUCAAACUUCUUGGCACUGCUUGGACACACACACACACACACACGCGCGCGCGUGAACACAUGCAUACACACGAUUACACACACAAUUUCAAAAAAAAAAAAAGGAACUACUGAGAUAAGGGAAGUAUGCAUGGAUUUAAUAGAAAAAUCUAUGAAAAAUAUUUGGGAAGUUGGAUAAUACAAUCUACUUUGAAAAGCUUCAUACGUGGGAUUAGCGUGAUAUAAUCGAUUUAACGUAUUUGCGUGAUCACCAGAAAUUUAAUCGACAUAUCUUCUAGCGUUAUAUAUGAUAUCGAGAUACAAUCAGGAGUUUCGUGAUGAAAAACACCGAUUGAAACGAAAUUGCGCCAGUCAGUCGAUGAACCAACAAAGUCUUAAGUCGCAGUUUCAUAUGGAAUCCAUAACGGAGGUACCUCCAUCAAAAUUUAUGAACAGAAAAGUUGUCUUGGGAUAAAAUAAUACAAUCGUAAGCAUCGAUCGCAGAAUAAUUUUCUAACAUCCCUUCCAUGCCAACACGAGUAUUCUUUUAUCCUUUUAACAUACAUGUAUGUUGGUUCAUAAUAACAUGUAUGUUGUUCAAUUAGAAACAACUAAUUGAAUAUUUCAAUCCUCUGCAAGCUCUUUAAUACGCAGCUUCAGGGUGUAUUUCGAUGUAAUUACACAAUAACUUUUAAUUCUCUCCAGGCGCAUUAAAAGCAGCUUUCCCUGCGAAUUUUUAUUGAAUUCACGUGCUUGGAGCAUGAGAACGCGAUUUAAGGAUUCCAUUAUUCGCAAGAGAUCCAUUGUAUCGCGCCUAUCCAUAAAAGUGAUCGGAAGUAACGAAGUCUUCGAGAAACGUAGCCAAGCAGCGACGUUCAACCAUUUGAGCGAUAUUAAAAUCGAUUGAGAAACGAGAACAAGCAGAGGUCGGAUAAAAAUGAUAGGGCGAAUAAUGAUAAACGAAUGGGAUAAGCGAUCGAGGAGAAGAAUUAUCAUAACUCGGUACCAAAAUGAAAAAAGGGAUCAACGUACGAACACCAAUUAGCUCUUAAAAAGACGGUCUAUCGUCGCUUAUUAUAUUAUACUAUUACUAGACUACUCUAAUUUUAUUGUCGAAUUAUAUCGUAUAACGUAUACAUAUGGUACUCGUUCGAGCAUCGUUCGUUCCUACGGACACGUGAGAUCGUUUUCUUCAACACGAUGGAGUUACGAUAAUAUACUUUUAGACGUCUACGAGGUAAGUUAUCCGUGUUGGACACCCGCGAACGCGUUCACGAAUGUUUAAUAUCAAAUACUCUCUUUUUCUCUCUCUCUCUCUCUCUUUCUUUGUCUCUCUCUACUCGAUUCGCGAUAGCAUUAAGUAUUUAAAUAACUACUUCGAAACGUAUUGUAUAUGAUAAUAAUUUCUUGUUUCAUGCGUGUUUCGUGUGUAUCUGUUUCUCGCGCUCUCAUCAGGGAGAGCCAUCUUUCAUCUUCCAGUUCUAUCGACCGGCAUAUAUUUUUAUCGUUAGACGAAUAAUCCAAGAAAUUCCUAUGAGAAACGAUCUUCGAACGUUUCAACGAUUUCAUGAUCUAGCAGCGUUGUAGUGAUUCGCGAGAGGAACUCGAUAUUAACAAAUUAACGAUCAACGUUAGAUCGAUGUGCAACGAUUUAUAUAAAUUGUCCACGCAUCGAUUCGUCUGAAUUCUUUCGAUUCGUAUCCAGCUUCGACUGUAGUCGCGUUAAGAAGCGUGAAAAAUACGAGUACGUAGGAUGUACAGUAGGUCGGGUGAAAUAGAUCGAGAGAAAUCGUAUUCGCGCGUGUCCGCUCCUCGUUUGUCUCUUAUCCUCUGUAAUUAAACUGAUAUUUUUAAGUGAUCGAGUUAAAGAACGAGAUUAGAGAAGUUCCGCGGCGAGGAAUCGUACGUGCGUAUACGGCCGCAUAUCAAAUAAAUUAAUUGUAAGUAUAUCGGUAGAGAAUGCUGGUAUAUCCAAUAUAGCGAUGGUGAAUCGAUUCUAGAAAUGCCUUCGAACGUAAGAUACGUUGUUCUGAUUAUUUUUUAUAUGUAGCGUAAUCACGAUGCCUUUGUAACUCUAUCCCGGUUAAAUGUGCAUCGUUCAUCGAACGGACGAUCGAUUUUCCAUUGUAUUUAACGCCCCUAUUAUUUAACGAGAACAAACCUCAGGUCUUACGUUCGAUGAACGUCGCAACGAUUUAGAGAAGCACGAAGAAAGAAGAAGCCAGAAUUGUACGCUGAAAUAUAGCUUUAAACAUUGGUUGAACGUUUUAUUCGAUUGAGAGAAGCUUCGUCUCGCUUAUUUAAAUUAAGCCGAACGAACGGAAAUGUUUUAAUUUAAAUGAUAUUGAAAUUUUCCAAGUUCUCAAUGAAACAUUCGUUAACUCCAACGUUAUUUGAAUUUCAUUAAAAAUUUCAAUUAAACUUGCGUUCAGAGUAAAAGAUCCUACCCUCGUUCUGUUUUUCGUUUCCAUUCCGGCGUUUAUGUUCCGUUGUCCUCGGUUCAAGUUAUCGUAGAAUAGCCAUCGUUUCCUUCGAGUUUCGUCGAACCGUUACGUCGUCAUCUACGUUAACGUACAUCGUGAUUAUAGCCACCUGUGUAAAAUUUCGAUUCGAUGAGCGAACGUUUCUUUUUAGGAAUCGAUCCACAAGUAAGAUUGUUCUUGCGAUCGUUCUAUCGUUUCUCGCCUCGCGACGAUCCUUCGGUGAUGUGUGAUAUCGCGCGUCGAAACGUGUAAAUCGUUAAAUCGAACGAUAAGAUUUAAAUACUUACGAAUCGUGUUAAAUCGUCGUGUUAUUAAAUACGAAAGUUAUAAGAAAAGAUUUGUUCUUUCUUUCUUUUUUUUCUUUUUCUUCUUAUUUCAUCUAUCGCCUAAUGGGAUGGAUCGUGAUGCAUUCGAAUCGUUUCAAUUACUCGGAGAUUUCGAUGCGCGUUUGCAUAACUUCUUUACCGAUCGAGUUUAGGCACCGGUUAUAAUAUCCGAAUUUUGCACUUUUUGAAUCGUACGUCACGUUCGUGUAGAUGUUUCAAAGAAUAUUUUCCUAGAUUCUAAGAUCUGUACAGAAGAAGCUAUAACGAAGAAAUAACGAAGGUUACGAUAAAUAAAUGCUCGAUGAUGAUGUGAUCGAUCAAUGGAGCGAAGCAGUUAACAAAGGAUGAAUGAACAGCGUUAUUAAUGUUAAAGUUGAAUUUCAUUAUUAGCUGACGGAAGUUGCGAGUUUAUUUUAAGGGAUCAUUGUUGGAACAUUGUGCGGUUAAAGGUUUUUUUUCAAAUACCUGGGGAAUAAUGUUUAUUCGAGAUCACUAUAGAAAAUAGAGAUAAAAUAGGAAUAAUUUUAAUCGUAGAAUAAUACAAUAUUAUUCUUAAAUCUUAACGGAUAUGAAAAUAGACACGUACGUGUAAAUACUUGGAAUAGAAGAUAUUUAAAUUUCAUGCCACUUGUUCGUUGCAUCAAUCGAUCGAUAAUCCCGAUAUCGUGAUAACAAUCGUCUCGAUAAAAAUUUAGUUCUUCUGGAAGAUAUAACCGCUUCGAUGAAAGGGAGAAGAAUCUGUUUUACGCGUUAUCCAAUAUCUUUUCGAUAUAUCGGAAAGUCUCGCACGCGUAUGUAUAUUGAAAUCUCAAAUAGUCGCAAUUUAACAUAUUGAAUAGAAGAAAAAGGAAAAAGAAAAAAAAGAAAACGAUCGAUUAUAUCUGUGGAAAUGUUCGACUUUUUUAAAAAAUUGUCCGUGACAUUUUAUUCUCGUAACGUAACGUAACGUAACGUCAGUAGUCGAUUUAUUGAUACGUGCGUAUAUAAAUGUAUUUUUACUGAGAUUAUCACGAUUAAUCGAUGAUCACGAAACAAACACGUAUUAAAGUUUUCACAGACGAAUUCAAAUUUUCUAAUCCCCUGCCAACUUCAUUGUAAUUAAGGCGACGUUUUAAAUGGUUUUCCAUUGCUUCCCAAAUUUUUGGACCAUUUCUCUUCGAACGUAACAGAGCGAUUCGAGAUUCCCUUUGAACUUUCUCGUGUUAAUCUUACGCUUUAACCUUCGUCGACGUCCAAUAAAGCGCGACUCCUGUUCUCCCUUUCUUUUCCCUUUUGUAUUUGUCAUUUUCUUCUUUUCUAAAGCGAUGGUCAACAGAGAACCGUUCUAUCGUGAAAAUUCAUUGCGUCACGGUGUUUCUUAGAAAUUCAACAUUCCGGAACAAGUGAAAGCGAAAGCGUUCACAUAGAUCGAAGCAUGCUGUUAGUCGAACAACAUUUAGCUUUGAAAUUUUAAUGCCAAAGCGGGCAUCAUAAUAUUCGAGAAGCAUGGAAAUGUCAGUAAAUAUUAAUGUUGUUAUUCGAUGCAUUUUCAAGCGAGAGGUUUGAGAAUAAUAGCGCGUCUAUGGCGAUCGACGGUAAAUUUUUUAUUAACGACUCCUGAAGAUAUUCGGGGUGAUUUACCUGAUGCGGCGACUCGAAUUUAUUGUACCAUAUUCGUUGUACAAAAAUGUGUAUGGCACGAAGAUCGCAUAAUUUGAAGAAGUAAAAGCACGUUAUAAGAAUUAUUCUUUUCGUCUACGAUAGUCAUACAAGGUUUUGAAGAUCGCUUAUCUUUGCGGUUAUUAAAAGAGUAUUAAAAUUUGAAUAAAAAUUGUAUGCGUCAAAUACGACAUAGACUCCUCCUUUUUUUUCAUUUAUUCGUUGUUAAAUUUUCCUACUUCGAUCAUCGUUGCGUGAUUAUAAAAUUAUGUUAUGACGUAGUUUGCAUUAUAUGAUAAACAAUUCCAAGUAUAUAUCAUACUUUUGCUUCCAAAGAGUUUAUUGAUAUUCUAAAUUUAGUUAGAAUACUAAUGAAUACAUUGUGCGACCUCCGAUGGAAACCAAAAAUAAAACUUACAUCCAGUAGGCAAAAAUAAAGCUUAUAUCGAGCAAGUAAAAAUAUUCUUCCACUUAUUUCUUCAGUAAGAUGUGCAUAAAAGAUCAAGAAAUCGAAUCUAACUAUAUUAUAGGUAUUACGACUGGAUAUUUUAAUUUGGAAUUUCAGCUUUAUUUUCAAGCUCCGUACUAUGAAUUUUCUCAUAGCAUGAAACAUAUUGAUCUUGCUCACAGUCGCUGACAAGAAUCUCGAGAAACACUGUAACGUGACGAUUAAACUUCAUCAUCGAGUAUAAUUUCUCGAGUAUAUUUCUACAAUGUGUAUAAAAAUACGAAGAAACGUUAAUACUAAUAUCGAAUUUCACGAGAUUUAUAUUAUCGUACAUGAUCUGUUAUAGAAAUAAGGAGGUUGAAGGAGGAGGAGGGUAACGUUGGCAAAAGAUCAAAAGUGGUUUCAUCAUCCUUCCAGAAGGACGAAUGUAAAAUAAUUUCAUUUUCUGGUUUCUAGCAGAAUUGCUCUUAUUCGAACGUUAUUCUUUUAUUUGGAUUGCAUAAUUGCAGCAAGAAAUAAGUAAAUAAACGCCAUAUGUAAAUUCAGAUAUAUUUGAAUUAAAAUAUUCCAAAUUUAAAUUCUUUCAUACGAUGUAAUUAUCGAGUAAUAAUAUCCUCAAUUCUUCCAUAUUGCAUUGUCUUUCAGCGUAUUUUGGUCUGCGAACGAAUUAUGAUAAUGAGAAUUUAACUUCCCUGCUGCUUACAUUUAAAUUUAUUACUUAAAAUGAAAAAUUAUAUUAAAUUCGUUCCAGAUUUCAGACAUUGAAAAUUCCAUCAGACUGAUUGUGCAAGCGAAUCUUCUAAAGGACAAAUACCUCCGAUAUUGCUGCAAAAAGAAAGAAAGGACAUGUCUCUGUCGAUGUAUCGCUUCUCAAGGGAACCUGUUACUUUGAUUUUUCAAAAUAAAGCCUUUGUAAAUAUAAUCUCCUUAUUUUUUAUAACAGAUCGCGUAUUUGUAAUACACAUACGAACUAUCAAGUCAAGUAACGAGUAAUACGAGUGUUUAAAAAAAAAAAUCGCGUAUUAAAAGAGAAGUCUGAAAGAAGGACAUCAGAGAAUGUUAAGAAUAUCGAAAGAACAGUCUACGGACAAAUAAAAAACUAUCUAGAAAUAAAGGAGCAAGUAUCGAUAACUGAAAUAAUUACUUUAUAUGUAACUUUGUUAAACGAUGAAGAUACUCGCAUUGCUCGUGGAACGAUCUUAAACGACUACUUAACGAAGAGAUGAAAAAGUCAAUGCCGUUCGAGGUUCGCGACUGUGUAUCGAGUUUAAGGGAGAACCGGAAUCAAGAAGAUAAUGAGAAACGAGGGACGUUCCCGAAAGUUUGAAAGUUUCCUUCGGAUCAAAUCGACUUAUCGGUAUAUACAAAUAUUUUCACUGAUUUCCUCUCGCAAAGUAAUUUCCUUUUCGUCGUCGAUCAUAAAACCGUGUGCCUAUCACUCGGUUUUAGUAUUAUUAUUCGUUAGGGGAAUAAUGGUUCUCGUAAUCGCGCCAAUUACCACGGCCGCGAUUAGAUUGAGAUCGCGACAGGCAAAGCUUUCACGCGAGAUCGAUCAUCAGAACCGUGAAGAAGGACAGUGAAGAAGCCAUUACUAGUUAAUGCAUAUGAAAUGUCGUUUCUCCGCAGUUUCAAUUUGAUAGGCAAUGGACCAGUCAUGAAAUUUUCUCCUAUCGUCAAUUAUUCGAUUUGAGCGUCAAAGGAAGAAGACAUGUCCUAUGAAUCGCAUUAGAAAUAUUUCGAAUACAAAUAUCCAAAUUAUAUUUCGUGCGAUUUUCUUGCAUGAGUUUUCGAGAAGAUGUUCUAAAAGUGAACAUAAACGAAACUUGGCAUUUGUAGAUGGUCAAAAAGACAUUCUGUACGUAUAUUUCAAUCUUUUAACAUACAAAUUAUCUUAAAGGAAAUUGUAACAACAAUUCAACAAACUCUGAAUGUUAGAACUGGCAAUUCUUAUAAAUUCCGAACAAUGAAGUUAAUCGUGAAGGUGCAUUGUAUCGUACGAGAAUUAAUUUCAUCGAAUAUAUGACGUUUCGAACAAACUACGUGUCCUCAAAAUCUAAUUAGAGAAAGUGACGUUCCGUAUGCAUCAACCGAAACGAAUAAUUCCGCGUAAUGAACGAAUCGCGAACGUAUCACGAGUAGAGCAACCAAAGGAACGAGAGUGGCAAAAAGGUGAAUAAACGUGAAGAAUAAAAGGAGAAAAAGGAACAAAAAAAAGAAAAAUAGAGAAUGUGAGAUGAUAAUCGGAGAGUGUGUGCGAGAGUAUGAGCGUGUAAAAAUGGCGCGGAAUUUCCCAAAGAGGAAAAAGAAACACAGUAUUGCCUUUCUCAGGGACGCGGCCUUGGCCCGUGAGUUUCACCUUAAGUUCUUAGAGCAAUAAAUCAGCGACAAUCAGGGCGUUUCGGGCCGAGUUCGCGUCGCUGAAACAUCUUCUCGUUUGUCCCGUGUGCGCGUUUCCACUUCUGUCCUCUACGCUUAGUACGACGACGACGACGACGAAACCACGCUGAGCCGCGAUUCAUGUGAAUACUUAACUAAUUUCGCGCGCUCGACUUAAUACAACAGUGCCUGCUCAACUGUCGCAGGUGAGGAACCGAAGAAAUCGUGUUGUCGUGAAGUUGUGUAGAGGAAAUAAAUAUAUAUACAUAUAUAUGUAUAUAUAUAAUACGUAAUGGUGUAAUAUUUUGGAAAUGAAGCGAUCGAUUCGUGAAAACCUUAAAUUCUAUCGAAUUUACAUAUUUAUAUUUUAAAAAUUGUUAGUUGUUAUUUUUGGGUUUUUCUCUUAAGUGACUUCCUACUGUCUCAUUCUACCACAGUGAACAGCGAAUGAAAUUGGAAAAGUUUUCAAUUCGAACAGCUGUGUUACGAUAUGUGGCACAAAUCUGCACGAAACUCUUGGAAUAUCUGUUUUUAACAAAAACUUAGUAUCUCACGUAGAAUGUGAACUUAUGGUUUCACGCGUCUUUUAAAUAAUAUACCAAUAGAUUGCGGAUCUUUAUGUAAAUUCAUAUUUCACGGAGGUACUACUAUAUUAUGAAUAUUUUACAUAUUUUCGAACGUUACGUGUAUUCGGUGUAAGGUAUUUGUGCAGUCAUACGAUUCUCAUAAAUGCAUAAAAAUUUUAACGUAUUUAAAUAUUAAAUUGAACGAUAUUGUUCCAUAUUUCUUGAUAGUUAUUUAAUUCUUACGAAAUUUGGAUCAAAUUUCUGUCCCAAGACUUUCGAACGGUGGUGUACGUGUAGAUAUUUGAAUUUUGACGAAUUACUUAUUUAUUACGUAUUUGUUCACACACAAAGGUUGUAAUAGAUUAUUAAGAUAAAAUAUGACGUAAUUUAUUUCCGUAAUAGUGUUUCCUUUAUUAUCAUUAUGCUAUUAUUUUAGAAUUAUUUACGUCCUUAUUAUAGCAUUAUUAUUUAUAUUUAUAUUCUUAUUGCCUUAUUAUUCGUCGUAUUAUCGACAGGAGAAUUACGAAAUCUGUCAAAAUAAGAUGUUUCGGAAACUUAUUGUCUGUUGAAACUAUGCAAAUGUUUUUAUCGAAAUUAUAUACAGUGUUAGCUUUUAUCAAGAUAAAAGUAUAAUCAUAUAUAUUUAUUUAUUUUCAAUAAACGCGUCUAAUAUAAUUAUUUACCAUGGCACAUUACAAGUCGGUAGUUCUAAUAUUAAUUAAUGUUAAUAGCGUUAAUGUACGUUACGUUACGCGUAAUGCAAAAUUGUUCAGGAUCGCGUUUAACGUUAUCUCCAUAAAAUCCUAUUAAUUCACUCUGAAUUAAUCCGACGAUCAUAAAGUAUCCAUGUCGAUACGAAUGAGAAGAUAGUUAAAUUCUUACUAAAAUCUGCCCACGGUCUGUAAUUUUAUUGAAAGCAAUAUUAAUGGAGAUACGAUGCAUAGGAUGUCGAUGCACCUUGACAUGCGGCAGUUAAACAGGCUUCGAUGUAUUUCCGGUCCACGCUCGCAAUGUCUCGUCGACUAUUGGUGGCGUCAGGAUCGAUGCAUACAAGUGGGUUUUGUCGCGUGGAUAUUUCUUUUUGCGCGCGUAUUUUUCUUUUCGCGUGAGCGAAACUUGCGUUUCAGAAAUAGAAAAAGGCGCAACGUUAUAAUCUCACGACGCGACGGUCAAUUUUCGCCUGUUGCGAAUUCUCGCGUGUCGCUGAUGCAUUCGCGAGCAUUGCGACAUUUAGCUGAAGAUAAAAUUCACUCGCCCACAUCGGGCUAUAGUCGCGUGAAACUUUGUAUUUAACGCUUCGCUAACCCUUUCGUUGCUGCGGGUGAUUAUAAUCAUCCAACAUCGAGCGCUUUCUAACAAAGGUGACUAUAGUUACUCGUCAAAAUGUCGUAUUAGUCGUUAACUACAAUUAAUAAAGGAAAUUUCAUAUUUUAGCUGUACUAUAAUUAUUUGAUACAGCUGUAAAUAAUGUUUGACGUAAUACGGUUGAUCGUUAACGAUGAUUAUAGUCAUCCGUUAAAAUUUCGGAUUAUUAUAGUCACCGGAUAAUAAUACCAAUUGUAUUUAGUUAACGACCGUGACUGAACACAGCAUAGUUUGAUAUUUCUGGUUAAUACAUUCACUGUUAUUGACGCUCAUGUUGCGCUGACUCAAAUAUUUGAGUAAUCCUGCUGACGCAACCACUGACAGAAUGAUUUAUUUAGGCAGGCAAACAGAGCGGUGGCCAGCGUAACGAAAGAUUAUUGCUUGAAAUGAAGACAUUUCCUAUGAGAGAAAAAUCUAAUUCGAGGAAUAGGUGAUUGCAUUUUAGCAGCGGUGAACAUUUCAAGCGAGAUUUUCGUCUAGAAUUGUGCUAUUUUUGUAUUUUGUUACAUUACUUUGAUAUACACUACGAGUCAAAGGUUUGAGAUUAUUAUGCGUUUCGUAGAGUCUAAGAACUUUUAACAAUAUUAGCUUAGAAUAUUUUUUCAUAAUAAAUCUGUCGAAACGAAGGAAAUUGUUAUUCGUAUCUGCUUUAUUUUUACAUUAAUUUCGAAUAAAUAACAAAAUUAGAAAAUGAUCUAGCCAACUAAUUUCAAAUUUUUGUCCGAUAAUGUAUAUCAUAUAGUGUGUUUUAAUAUCUUCCAUGAUAGAUUAUUCUGACGUGUAUUUCUUUAGAAUUCGUUAUGCGUUAUGUAAUACGUUGACUGCUGCCCGAUUGUCUUACUAUUUCGUUAUAAAACAAGUUUGUUUAAACAGACUACAGUUGCAUUUAAAAGACUGUAUAUAUUAGUACGUAUGAUAUUAAGGACAUCUAUUUAAUUUAAAUACUUUAAUCGAUUCACGUUGAUGGCAGUCAACGUGUCAAUCUCGAAUGACUCGAAUAAAAGACAAAAUUUACAUUGUUAAUAAUUUAUAACGUGUGUAAGAUAUAGUUCCGCUGUUAUAAUAUCGUUAUAUAAUAACGAACUAUCGUAUUAAUCGUUAAUUGCAUUCUAACGAAAGGGUUAAAGUGUGAAAUUCGUCGACAAUGACAAAAGAAAACUACCCCUUGGCUCUUUAACAGGUUUGAUACAUAAAGCCCUAAUCUCUCUCUCAGAAAAUUAUAUGUGCGUGGAAUCCUUUUAGCAGUGGACGUUGUAUCAAUCUUGUCGAAUUUCGCUAAAUGAAUUCACGUUCUCUAGUUUCUCUCGCAACGAAUAUAAGAAAAUUUUACGCCUAUAUUUUUUACGAUAAUAGGUAUGCUAAUAAAGAUACGAUAAAUACCAAUAACCAGUUACAUUUGGAUGUUUAUGCAUUUAAAAAUUCCAAAAAUUUACAGAAUGUACCAAAUAAUCCACCAUAUACAAAAUAUUCAAAUUGAUAGUAAAAGAUAUGCAAAAAUAUGCAUUUCUUUAGACGUAUUUGCAAGAAUGCAAAUUUGCGUAAACAUCCGCGGUUCGCGUAUUAAUUAAUAUUAAUAAAUCCAAUCGAGUGAAGCGACAUUACCACGGAGUAAUGACGUUACGAACAGCCUUUGCAAUUUAUCACGCUUUCUGUGAAAACAUUUAACAGGCGCGUUCCUUCGCAAAAAUCAAUUGCGUAACGCAGCGAACGAAACCGCAUUUCCGUCUGUUUCUCCGUCUAAUCUGUCGAAAUACGAAAAGAAGAAAAAGCAAAAACACAGGCGGAAAGGAGAGAAAAAGAAAAUAUAGAUUAGGAAGCGUGAACCGAUUCUGAAGCGAAUCGAAACGGAGCCAGGGGAAUGUUUAAUCGAUUCGCGCGACGAUUUUAGCCGGUAGGGUUAACCGUGCGCCACUAAUUUAGACUGCAGCUGGUCUGUUUUGACUGCGGCAGAACGGGAAAACAAAAGGGGCACUGUUGUAGCUCGCCGUGCAUUGUGAACGUCGACCUAAAUACUACGAUUUUCCCCUCGGUAACGAGCCGAGCUUAGUCCGUUCGUAUUUCAUUGUCACGAAAGUUGUUGGGUGGUCUGUUCUAUUCCUAUAUUCUGUCCACGUCAAACGUGGCUGCUUGCCGAAGUUGUGAAAAUUCUUUCCGCUGGAAAUCUACGCGGAAGAAUCGCAGAAGGUUUAUUUUAAUUUAUCUAAUCGUCUAUGGCUGAUCAUGAUGCUGGUCGAUCGUUGAGUGACGAUUUAUUAACAGUCUCGCUGCUAUUGACGCGUACGUUGUGGUACUUCGUCCCGUAAUUGGUAAGAUGGGCUCUGUGAAACCUUAGGAAUCGUUAUUUUUAACGUCGUAUCGUUAACCAACGUAUAACUUAAUAAUUAUCGGUCUACGCUAUCGUCGCAUAAGCCACAGGACGCUUAAAACAGGUACAGACGAACGUUGGAGUUACAAAGUUAAAUCGAUAUUAAAUUGUCAUCUUUGCGUGUACUUUUCGCAAUUAAAAAAUUGAAUUGUACGUGUUACAUUUUGAAGAUUUUAUUACAAACUUAUUUUAUCAACGUGUAUGUGUAGGACAAAGAAAAGUCGCGUAACUUAUGGACGGAAGUGCAUACAAUAUCCAUACAAUUCAUAGUAACACGUUUUGUAAAUUUCUGAUCAUUUCUGUCCACGUGUUAAAAUGAUCGCUACACCAGUUAUGGCUUAAUCUUAAGUGAUAUCGCGACCACGAAUAUUACACAUCUGCUUUUAUGUAUUUUGAUGAAAUAACUUCGAAACAAGCAAUGGAUAUCGUCAUAGAACAAAUAUUAUUAAUAUAAAAUUAAGAAAUUUUUGAUGGGAAAGAAAAAGGGUAAAAUUGUAUGUGCGGUGAUCACACGUCGUUAAUAGCAGUGAAUAUAUUAACUGGUUUGCGCUGAAUGAAUUGAAGAUUUUUUCUCGGAUUUUUUUUUUUUUUUUUUUUUAAGUAUUAAAGAAGUUUGUUUAAGUUUAAUGAAAACUGUGAGUUUGGUAGAAUUGAAUUGAUUUAGAGGUAGAUACAUCUGCAUUUUUGUAAUCAUUAGGACAUUUAUGGACAAUUGAGAAGUUAUUGAAACGUAUUAAGACUAAAUUAUUAUAUUUCAAUUCUCAGAGUAUAAAGUAUUUACAUAUGCAAUAUCGAGGUAAAAGUCUCAUUAAUUAUGUACAACAACAUUGAACGUUCUUCUCUCGUGUAUAUUCAUCAGGUCCCUCGAUUCUCUAUUUUAAUCAAUUCUAUCAUUCGUAUUAUUAGGUUUGCCACUGUAUUUGUGGAUAGACUUCUGAAAAUAUACUAUUUUAUUCUAUUCGUCUCGAGAUCUUCUACGAUUUACAUCACAUUAUAGUGAGAUUGACGCAUAUUUUCACAAAAUUUCUAUACGUUUUUCACCAUUGUUCUGUACGAAUAGAAAAUUCUGACCGAUUAAUAAGUGGACGUUCCCAUAUACAUAAAUGUCCUAUGAACAGGAAUGUACAUAUAAUAGCAAUUAGAUUUCUUGCGUUUAUUAAGUAUUAUUACAGAUAGCUUCUGAUUUCUAUAAUUGUGACGAUAAGCUCCUAUACGGGUGAUGAUGAACAAGUUUGUAAAGUAUGUUUGUACGAAGUUGGAGGAUCGAAUCACAACUUUGUCAAGUAAAAGUGUUUGGCAAUAGACAGCGUUUCGAACCAACGUGAUUACAGGAAAGAUCGUGUAAUUUGAAAUGACUUCUUUAAUUGCUGCUCGCUAUUUUCUGAGUCUAUGUAACUCGUACGAGUAACUUCUCAUUAGAAGGAUGUAUCAAGUGAUUACUUUAUAAGUAAUAAAAAGAUUUCUGAUUCUCGAA
Messenger RNA from Bombus pyrosoma, 20077 nucleotides. It is a transcript of the gene rdgA, whose product is annotated as eye-specific diacylglycerol kinase. The coding region runs from base 1383 to 5477 and encodes 1364 amino acids. The record is from RefSeq and is a predicted model, not a curated record. Lineage: Eukaryota; Metazoa; Arthropoda; Insecta; Hymenoptera; Apidae. Gene Ontology annotation, molecular function: protein binding; ATP-dependent diacylglycerol kinase activity. Gene Ontology annotation, biological process: intracellular signal transduction; lipid phosphorylation; diacylglycerol metabolic process. The transcript has 12 exons.